CUUUCAUUCUUCCUCUUCAGCACUGAUUUUCCUCUCCGGCUCUUCACUUCUCCUCCUCCGGCUCUUCACUUCUCCAUUUCCGGUGCUUCGCUUUGGCAUAGAUCACCACAUCUUCUUCAACACACCGUUGAUCAGGUAUGGAGGAAAGACGCAAUCGCCGUGACCGCCGUAAUUAUAUUUUACCGGGUCCAAACGAUCCAUCCUUGCUAUAUGCACAAGCCGAUCAUCGGUCUGAGGCUAUAUGGCAAGGAAGUAUGGAAGUUGGGGCAAUUGCUUGCAGAAGGACGGGAACAAUUUUACAUCUGGAUGACAUUCCGGAUCGAAUAAUACCUUACCUGCGACGAACUAGAUUUUAUGGGGUAAUACGGUUAGGAUAUUUUGCAUUGGAUUGGCAUCUAAUUAGUGCCCUGGUGGAGCGGUGGCGACCAGAGACCCAUACGUUUAUGUUUCCCGAAGGGGAAAUGACCAUUACCCUUCAGGAUGUAGGGUUAAUAACCGGGUUGCCGGUCGAUGGUGCAGCUGUUACAGGGCGUUCACGCCACCAUUGGCCAUCGUUGUGUGAGGCACUAUUAGGUGUCGUUCCACCUAAUAGUGCCCUAAGAGGUUGUUACUUGAAGAUGGUAUGGCUAGCUGAGGAGUUCAGUCAGCUUCCAGAUGACCCCGAUGAGGAAGUUGUGCAGAGGUUCGCACGCGCAUACAUCAUGAGGGCUAUUGGAUCUAUUUUUAGUGAUACAUCAGCUUCACGUGUGAACCUUAUGUUUUUACCUCUGCUAGCCGACUUGGAGGAAGCCGGCAAUUAUAGCUGGGGUGGUGCAUGUUUGGCAUGGCUGUACAGACAGUUAUGUAAGGCGACAAAUCCUGAAGUUGUGCAAAUGGCAGGUCCAUUGUUCAUUCUCCAGAUAUGGGCAUGGGACCGUAUCACAGCAGUUUCGCCGACACUGUCCGUACGAGUACCACAUCAUGAUGCUCCACUAGGCAGCAGGUGGAGUAAUGCCAGGCAGAUAACGGAGGUCAUCACCCACGUACUCGUUGAGCUGCGUUAUCAGCUAGAUCGUUUAUUACCUGAGCAGGUAAUUUGGGAGCCAUACAAUGAUGCCCUUAUUGAGUCGUUACCUGAAGAUUGUCGGCAAGGACGACAAAUUUGGAGAGCUGUAGUGCCAUUAGUAUGCUUUCAUAUUAUAGAGUGGCAUCAGCCUGAUCGGGUCAUGCGCCAGUUUGGUAUGCAGCAGCAUAUUCCCGCUGAACCACAACAAUCUGCUGCACUCCAUGAUGUUGACCUGCGUAAGAGCGACACAAACUGGGCUGAGGUGCACUCCCAUUGGAUUGCGCGCUGGAACACCCGAGAUAGACGAAUAAUUACUGCCCCGCCAGCAACAGGGCCACUCCAUUUUCAUUCAGAGUAUAUGGAGUGGUACCGUAGGGUGUCCAGACGCUGGAUUUCAGUUAAGGGAGCGGCAUUGGGAUCAGGGGAGGAUGGUCUGGAGCAUAUGCAAGCUAUGGCGACAAAUCCGACCACGGGGAGCAUGGCAUCUAUUUGCGACCUCCUACAGUCUGUAUCAUUCUGUAUGAUGGAAGAGAGGCGGCAAACACAGCUCCCAGCUCCACAUCCAGCACCUGCUCCACCACACAUCACUACUGACCCAGAUGACCCACCCAUUCCAGAUUCUGUUUCACGUGGAUGUCGGGGUAGAAACCGUGGUCAUGGCAGGGGUCGUAGAAGGGAUCAUCCAGAAACAGUAGAACGUGAUAGUGAUGUGCAUCCAGUGCCUCCCCCCAUACAGUAUCACCAGUCCCAAGCUGAAUACGAACAUGCACCGAGUUCCUCUAAUGUGCCACCCAUGUCUUCUCAGAUACCUUCAAUGUAUUAUCCUUCCCAGAGUCAGUUCAUGGGAUGGACGCCUGGGUCGAAUACGAUGCCUUCAUUCACUCCCGGUGCGUAUGGUGUACCAUUUACGCCGAUAGGAUCUAUGUUCCCUGCAUUUCCACCAGAGCCUGCGCAUGAUGCUUCUACCUCUAGGCCGUUUCACAUGUCAGGCGGCUCUACAGAGAAUGUGUUUGCAGGAUAUAAUCCUGGAUUAGGAUAUGGCCAGGCUGGUGUUGGUCAUUUUGGUCAGUCUGAUCCUUCUGGUUCAGUGGUGCAACAUCCAGAUGUCAGUGCGUCGACACAGGAGGAUCUGGAGCAUCAACAAUUCCUCGCACCGGGUCCAUGGCAAGGUCGAUUACGGGCUCCACAUGAGAGGAGACAUCGAGGGUGUGGGACUGGUGAUCAUGACUGACUGCGAGUUGAACAUGUGUAAAUGAAACAUCACCUCUAUGGCUGGCACUGGAGGAUGCUGCUACUUUGUUUAUUCCACAAAUUAAUUGGGUGGCAUUAAACCCAUAUUUCAGGGGAAACUCUGCCGGAUUUUUGGUAUAAGUGGCAAUGAUUUACAUUUCAACAGGUAAGCAUUAUUGAGGUACUUUUUAUUUUAACAUGCGUUGACUCGUUCAUUUGUUUUUCCUCGAUAGGUGCUUGGUGAUUACUCAUCAGAUGAUAGCCUUUUGAAGUUGUCAAUGAUUACAAAUGAUAGAAUGAGUUACGAAAAGACUGAAGUUGUCGGUCUAGCAGUGUAAUUUUAUGGUUCACAAUGGCAACUAUACAUCAGAUUCUCAUAAAAAAAAUUGAUGUAAUUAUUGUGUGGAUUUGUAAUUAUUGGUGCGAAUUUG
Molecule: messenger RNA, 2706 nt
Organism: Manihot esculenta (cassava)
Lineage: Eukaryota; Viridiplantae; Streptophyta; Magnoliopsida; Malpighiales; Euphorbiaceae
Product: serine/threonine-protein phosphatase 7 long form homolog
Exons: 7
Coding region: 138-2276 (712 amino acids)
Biological process (GO): meristem development; meristem maintenance
Source: RefSeq, a predicted model, not a curated record